CAACCGUUAUCACGUGACGAACCCCGUUGCCUUACCACAAUUUCUACCCUGUUAAGGAGGGGGACGUAAUAAUGGCGGAAACAUGUGGCCAAGUACUCUUAGGGUCCGGGCUAACUAUCCUUUCCCACCCUCUUAUGUACAUUAAGGUUUUAGUACAGGUGGGACAUGAGCCUCUUCCGCCCACUCUUGGCAGGAAUUUGUUUGGCAGACAGGUGAAUCAGCUUCCUGGACUCUUUGCUUAUGCCAAACACAUCAUAAAGAUUGAUGGGAAGUCAGGCCUGUUUAAAGGUCUUACCCCCAGACUGUGUGCAGGGACCAUCGGCACCAUUGUCCACAGUAAAGUGCUGCAGAAAUGCCAGGAGAACAAACUGGAGGUCAUGAACAGUGGCCAGAAAACAGAGGAGGGAUCUUUGCAGCAUGUAGUCAAUGAGACAACAAAGGAUAUGAUAGCACGCUCCUGUGCCACAAUUGUCACACACCCAUUCCAUGUGAUCACCCUUAGAUGCAUGGUCCAGUUUAUCGGAAGAGAAACCAAGUACAGUGGUGUCUUUGAUUCCAUUGUCACUAUCUACCAAGAAGAGGGAAUCCUUGGCUUUUUUGCUGGCCUCAUCCCACGUCUUCUUGCCGAUGUCUUCUCUUUGUGGAUCUGCAACAUGCUUGCUCACUUUAUCAACUCGUAUGCAAUAGAUGACUCAAUGAGUCAUACGAGUGAAAUGAAGAACUGCUCUCAGGCUGCCACUGGGUUUUUUGCCAGUAUGCUGACAUACCCUUUUGUGUUGGUCUCCAACCUGAUGACGGUCAAUAACUGUGGGUUGGCAGGUGGUUUACCACCUUAUGCUGAAACCUAUAAAACUUGGCUUGACUGCUGGAGGCACCUGAGGCGAGAGGGUAAUAUGAGCAGAGGCAACAGUUUAUUCUUCAGGAAGGUGCCGGUGGGGAAGAUGUACCUCAUUGACCAGAAGCGAUUUUUCUGAAUAGGACAUGCCAACAGCAUAAUAUAUAUGAGAUGGAUUGGGUGGGGAAACUCCUGAUCUUUUGUACGCACUUGUUCAUGAUUGAUUUUUUUUUUUUGUUUUUGUUUUUUUCGUGUGGUUGUUUUUUGUUUUUUUUUGUUUUGUUUUUUGAUAAUCAUUCUGUCAGCUUCCAGUAAUUUUUUUUCAUUAAUUUCAUCAAAAGUUGCUUUGAUUUGGAAAUGUUAUUUUAAUAUUUGUCUCAGAAAUACCUCUUUUACUAGAGGUUUAAUGUCAUACAGGCCUUAGCUAGGAAAUUCUGUAAUAUUUAAAAUUAAUAUAAAUUAUGUUUAUUAUCUUUCCUUCCUCCAAAAACGGGAAAAAACAACCAGUCCUAAUGGGGCCAUUUGCUUAAUGUGUCUCAUAGAAAUGUCCUCGCCUCCCAGCACUUACCUACACAACUGAAGUUCUUCUGAUGCUGAAGCUGUACUUGUAGCUAUUAAAAUACUAAGUUGUGUUACAGUAGCUCCUGAUUCUGUGUGCUGCAUGUGUGUGUAUGUGCACAUGCUUGUGUGUGUCCUCACACAGCCGGUAAUGUUCACACUUGCCUGGCUCCUCAAACUGGUACAGGUUUGCACUCUGGAGAGCGAACAUGCCCAUGUGCUGAGCUAGAUAGAGUGCAUACAGCCCACUGGUAUGAGUCAUGCUGUGAGAGUGAGAGAGAUCCAUGCGAUCGAUUUCUCUCUCUCUUCCCCUGUGUUCACCGACACACUGCCUGCUUGGAUUAAUUUGGGCUGUAUAUUUGUAUUAACAUUCUAACUGAUCCCAAUAAAUCCAAGUAUGCCUUUUAUUGGUGUGCUUGGGUGUUUUUUCCUUCACCUGGAUAUGAUUGAUUGCCUGUGUGUAUAUAUGCAUAUGCAUAAAUACAAUCAGACUGUACCCUCUGUGUGUGAUUGUUGUGCAGGAUCAUAAAAGUAACUGGGCUAAAGUAUAAGAUUUUUUUUUAUUGAAAUAUUUUUUCCCAUUGCAGAUUUCCAUUAUGUCAUAUAAGAUGCUUACAUUACUUUUUCAGAGCUAAACUACAGAUUUGGUGGCACCCUUAAUGAAAAUGAGCAAUAGAAAAUGAAUAAAAUGCCAUUUUUGAGCUUAAACAUUUUUAUCUGCGAAACACUGUUUUUGACAUUAUUGGCUCUUGGUCCGUGCACGUUUUAACCAUUUGUUUCUUGCAUUAAAUUGAAAUUUACAAGAUCAGAAAAA
Pangasianodon hypophthalmus (striped catfish) is the source of this 2207-nucleotide messenger RNA. RefSeq names its product mitochondrial carrier homolog 2 (gene mtch2). NCBI's taxonomy places the organism in Eukaryota, Metazoa, Chordata, Actinopteri, Siluriformes, Pangasiidae. Gene Ontology annotation, cellular component: mitochondrion; membrane. Bases 72 to 974 code for a protein of 300 amino acids. The record is from RefSeq and is a predicted model, not a curated record. Gene Ontology annotation, biological process: positive regulation of apoptotic process. The transcript has 13 exons.